AUGGCCCGAAGAAACAUCUCCUCCCACUCCGCCUUCGAAGACCAAAUCGGCUACUCCCGCGCCGUAGUCACCCACCCCUGGGUCUUCGUCUCCGGUACAACGGGCUACGACUAUGCCACCAACACCCUGCCCCCCUCAAUCACAGAACAGACCAAAAACACCAUCUCAACCAUAACAUCGACCCUUCAAUCCGCAGGCGCAUCCACGCGCGACAUCGUUCGCGUCCGCUACAUUCUCCCGGAUCGCGCUGACUUCCCGUCCAUCUGGCCGCUUCUUCGCGAGUGGCUUGGUGAGGCGAAGCCUGCAGCCACCAUGAUCCAGGCGGGGUUGAUGGAGGAGGAGAUGAAGAUUGAGAUUGAGGUCACGGCCAUGAUUGGGUCUGGGGGUGAGGCUCAAGUUGGGGGUGCGGUGCCUCCUUAA
Messenger RNA from Scedosporium apiospermum, 420 nucleotides. RefSeq lists its product as uncharacterized. Bases 1 to 420 code for a protein of 139 amino acids. The transcript is spliced from 2 exons. The record is from RefSeq and is a predicted model, not a curated record. NCBI's taxonomy places the organism in Eukaryota, Fungi, Ascomycota, Sordariomycetes, Microascales, Microascaceae.